CAGGAUAGACGUCUUUCACUCGUGCAAUCACCUGUCAAGCUCUGUAAACUGCAUAUGAUGUCGGGCGCAGGCGGUGGACCUUACGGCCAUUAUGGCUCCGGGGCAGGUGGAGGCGUUGGUGAAGGAGGGACUACCGGCGUUGGCGGGGCCAUGGCGCGGGAGCUAAGCGGCGUGACUUAUUUAUGCGGAGAUUGUGGUGCCCAGAACGUGAUAAAAAACAAGGAUCCAAUUCGUUGCCGGCAGUGCAACCAUAGGAUUAUGUACAAAAUGCGGACGAAGCGCGUGGUGCAAUUUGAAGCCCGAUAGGAAAAUGGGAGAGGAAGUGACAGACAAUCAAGCUGCAACGUUUAAUUUUCUGGGGAGACGAAAUUUGUACAGCAAAAAUGCCUGAGUGAAUGCGUGUGGACAGCUGCCUGGAGAGGAUGCGAUGGCUUCAGUUGGAUGAUUGAUUGCCUGGCUUUAGUGUUGAAUGUGCUGCCAUGAAACGCACGAUUUGUGUUCGGCGGAAAGUAUCAGGAAAGCAACAUACUAAGCAUUCAAUUAUCUUUUACCGACGAUUCGA
This is a messenger RNA of Nannochloropsis gaditana CCMP526, 562 nucleotides long. It is a transcript of the gene RPB12, whose product is annotated as DNA-directed RNA polymerases I, II, and III subunit RPABC4. Gene Ontology annotation, biological process: DNA-templated transcription. The coding region runs from base 55 to 306 and encodes 83 amino acids. Gene Ontology annotation, molecular function: zinc ion binding; DNA-directed RNA polymerase activity; DNA binding. Gene Ontology annotation, cellular component: RNA polymerase III complex; RNA polymerase I complex; RNA polymerase II, core complex. The record is from RefSeq and is a predicted model, not a curated record. The transcript has 2 exons.